AUGACGUCGGGUGAUCUGCGAGUCCUGGAACUGGUCUCCCAUACUCCCAAGAUCACGCCCGGUUUAUCUAGCUGGGUAAUGGACUGGGCGUCGACGGAGGGACGUACGCUACGGCUUCCUCCACAUCUUCGCAGUAUUCAAAAGCGGCUAUUUGAUGCCUCAAGAUCUCAGAAAGUCCAGUACUCGACUGCUUCCGACCAAAGAACCAUUGUUUUGAAAGGCAUGAUUCUUGGCGAGAUUGCUGGAUUAGUUCCUCCCACUGCUGAUUUACCAGAGCUUAAUGACACGGAGAAUCGAAGCCGUCUGAUCGAGGAACGGCUCUAUCUGUCGGCUUUCGAUGAGCCACUCUGUGAUAGGAAGCCUCUAAAUCUUGAUGACUUUAGCGCCGACAAGCGAGGCAAAGCGCUUCUUGACACUGCAACAACGUUGAUGCAGGGAACAAGUGUUCUUUUGCUGGAUUGGUACGACCGAGCCGAAGGAGAGCGCAGCUUGAACACGUUACGUUCCUGGGUGUACGAGGCACAAUGGCGCCGCAACCUGCAGGAGGCAGCCGAUGGGAGGCUGAGCCAUGAGUGGAAGGACAUUGAGGCAUCUCUAAAGACAAACACCUUUUUCGUCACAACCGACAAAAUGCUCGGCACCUGUGCAGCGGUGAAUGCAGCUCUUGCUUGUGGGGACAGAGUUGCUGUUCUAUACGGAUCGGACAUGCCUGUUUUGUUACGCAAGGCAAGCGGCCAUACUGCUUCGAGUAGGAGCGGUUGUGAUAAAGAUGGGAAGGGGGUAUCUGUGGGAGACCCGCUGCCAUCAGAAUCUUUUCAAUUCCUUGGGGUUGCCUACGUCCAUGGCCUGAUGGAUGGUGAAGCAAUGAAUCUUGUCGACACUGGGAGGGCUACAGUUGAACAAAUCACGCUAAUUUAG
Messenger RNA from Exophiala bonariae, 918 nucleotides. RefSeq lists its product as uncharacterized. Bases 1 to 918 code for a protein of 305 amino acids. The record is from RefSeq and is a predicted model, not a curated record. The transcript has 2 exons. NCBI's taxonomy places the organism in Eukaryota, Fungi, Ascomycota, Eurotiomycetes, Chaetothyriales, Herpotrichiellaceae.